Molecule: messenger RNA, 2448 nt
Organism: Gastrolobium bilobum
Lineage: Eukaryota; Viridiplantae; Streptophyta; Magnoliopsida; Fabales; Fabaceae
Product: cation/H(+) antiporter 15-like
Exons: 3
Coding region: 1-2448 (815 amino acids)
Biological process (GO): proton transmembrane transport; regulation of pH
Cellular component (GO): endomembrane system; membrane
Molecular function (GO): antiporter activity
Source: RefSeq, a predicted model, not a curated record
AUGAGUGCUUCCGGGUAUUUUGCAUGUUAUAAUGUAUCCGUGCUUAAUCCUAGUCGAAUCUGGCAAACUGAUAACGUCCUAAAAUCGGAGCUCCCCAUUCUCGCCUUUCAAAUCGCCUUCACCGCAUUGUUGUCUCGAGUUUUGUUCUUUAUUUUAAAACCCCUUCAUCAACCUCGUCUUAUUUCACAGAUCUUUGUUGGUUUGCUGCUGACUCCACCAUUAAUAGGGAGAUUCACAUCUGUUUUUGAGUUCAUAUUUCCUGUAAAUGGGGUCCUUAAUGUCGAAGUACUCUCACACAUUGGUCUCAUCUUCUAUGCAUUCCUCAGUGGUUUGGAGAUGAACUUAAAUACCAUUCUAAAUGUAAAAAAGAAGGCUGCAAGCAUCGCCCUUGCCGGAAUCAUCUUUCCCUUGGUUAUGGCACCGGUCUUCUAUGCUCUACAUCGAAAUUUUUUUGACAGUGGAGCUGAAAGCCUUGAACAAAGUACAAGUAAUGCUUAUUUAAUUUGGACUUUAGUUCUCACUAUUACAGGUUUUCCGGUCCUAGCUCACACCCUUUCUGAGCUCAAGCUCCUUUAUACUGGUCUAGGCAAAGCGGCUUUCACAACUGCCAUGAUUAGCGACACCUAUGGUUGGAUUCUUUUCACAUUAUUGGUUCCAUUUUCAAUUAAUGGUGAAAGAGCAAUUUACUCAGUGCUAAGCACCAUAAUAUUCAUUGUUGUCUGCAUCUUUGUGUUACGCCCUAUCAUUCUAAGGUAUAUUGAUAGUAAGACAGAGAAGGAUGAGUGGGAUGAUGACCAAUUACUCUUUGUGGUGAUGGGGCUUUUUGCUUGUUCAUAUGUUACAGAUAUUCUUGGCACACAUGGCAUUGUUGGAGCUUUUGUGUACGGAUUAAUUUUACCUCAUGGGAAAUUUGCCGACUUGGUGAUGUCCAUUUCAGAUGAUUUUAUUGGCGGGUUUCUGGCACCGCUCUUCUUUAUUGGCACUGGAAUGAGACUUAUGUUGCUCUCCAUUUUCCACCAGGCACAUUGGCCCUUGACAGUGUUGGUUGGACUCUUGUUAUGUGUCCCAAAGAUUUUAAGCACUUUAUUUGCCACUUUCUUUUUUGGUAUGCGCACUCGAGAUGGUUUAGCCCUAGGAUUGCUUUUGAAUACCAAGGGCGCUAUGGCACUGAUAAUGCUAAAUAUUGCUUGGGAUAGAUCGAUUUUCUCUAAGCAAACGUAUGCUGUUAUUACCUCUGCUGUUCUGUUUAUGACUGUGGUAGCGUCUCCCGUCAUCAAUGCCGUCUACAAGCCAAGAAAAAGAUUUGAGCAGAACAAGUUAAAGGCUAUACAGAAGCUAAGAGUAGAUGCUGAGCUCCGAAUUCUGGCAUGCGUCCACAAUACUCGCCAAGCCACUGGCAUGAUCAGUAUCAUUGAAUCUUUUAAUGCCACUAGACUCUCCCCAAUACAUGUUUUUGCCCUGUACCUUGUUGAACUUACAGGACGAGCUGCUGCACUUGUUGCUGCCCACAUGGAGAAGCCUAGUAGCCAACCUGGAGAUCAAAAUCUCACAAGAUCUCAGGCAGAGUUAGAAAGCAUCAACAAUGUCUUUGAAGCAUUUGGAGAGAUAUAUGAUGCUGUCAGAGUUGAGACCUUAAAUGUUGUGUCAGCCUUCGCAACCAUUCAUGAGGAUAUAUACAACUCAGCUAAUGAGAAACGCACAAGUUUAAUUCUUCUUCCAUUCCACAAACAAUUAAGUUCAGAAGGUGCGCUUGAAACAACCAGUGUUGUAUACAAAGAUGUAAACCUAAAUGUAAUGCAAGAUGCACCUUGUUCUGUCGGAAUCUUUGUUGAUCGUGAUCUUGGAUCAUUAUCCAAAAUGAACUUCCGUAUUCUUAUGCUCUUUGUUGGGGGCCCUGACGAUCGUGAAGCCUUAGCUGUUGCAUGGAGAAUGGCAGGGCAUCCAGGAAUCCGGCUAUCAGUGGUUCGGAUUCUUUUGUUUGAUGAAGCGGCAGACGUAGACACUUCAAUUCACGCUGAAGCACAAGGGAUAUUAUCAGCUGUAAUGGAUAGUGAGAAGCAGAAAGAAUUAGACGAUGAGUAUAUAAAUUCAUUUAGACUUAUGGCAGUGAAUAAUAAUGAUUCUAUAUCCUACUCAGAGAUUGAUGUCCAUACCGGUGAAGAUAUUCCCGCGGUACUCAAUGAGCUAGAAAAAAUUGGCUGCGAUUUAUACAUAGUUGGACAGGGAAAUUGUAGGAACUCUCGGGUCUUCUCAAAUUUAUUGGAAUGGUGUGAUUGCUUGGAACUUGGAGUUAUAGGAGAUAUUUUGGCCUCAAACAAUUUUGGUUCGCGCUCAUCCUUGCUAGUUGUGCAACAAUAUGGGUAUGGAGGAAUGGUUUUUGGAAAACAGCCCAACCACACGAGAACUAAUAAUGAUGGCUUUGAAUCACUUGUCGUUAAGAUACGAUAA